CCUUACGUGACUUUACGUGACGUUGACGACAAGGGGUCCUUCUCGAAUUCAAAACAACCAAAAUGGCGGCGCACGUGAGAUGGGGACUUGUGCAGUUGUUCCGAACACGAAAUACAGCCCUCUAUAGGUUCCCAGAACAUCUCAGAAGUUAUCACUGGUCGCGAUUCACGACCCAGAACUUCAGAGGAGUCCAGUCCCAGCCUGGGACUGGAGCCUCAAACUGCUUCACAUCCAUCCAGACUGAAGAUACUCCUAACCCGAGAAGUCUGAAGUUCCUCCCUGGGAAAGCUGUGCUAGGAAGUGGGACACUCGACUUUCCAUCUUCAAGCACUGCUGGAUGUUCAUCCUUAGCCAGGGAUCUGUUUGAAAUUGAAGGGGUGAAAAGUGUCUUCUUUGGCCCUGAUUUUAUCACAGUCACUAAAACAGAUGAGGAUGUGGACUGGACUGACAUUAAGCGUCAUGCUGUAGAUGCAAUCGCUAAGUUCUUUGAGAGUGGUGACCCGGUAACUACAGGAGCAGUGCACCAUGAAAGCAGUCAUUCUGAAGAUGAUGAUGAAGUUGUGUCUAUGAUAAAGGAACUUCUAGACACCAGAAUAAGACCCACAGUGCAGGAGGAUGGGGGUGACGUCAUCUUUAAAGGCUUUGAGAAUGGUACAGUCAAGUUGAAGCUGGUUGGGUCCUGCACUGGUUGUCCUAGCUCUACGGUCACGCUGAGAAACGGCAUUCAGAACAUGAUGCAGUUUUAUAUCCCUGAAGUGGACAAAGUGGAGCAGGUGGAAGAUGAAGUGGAUCAAGUCAGUGCAAAGGUUUUUGCUGAAGUGGAGCGCAAAUUACAAGAAUAAGAUCCUUCAUGUAUAAGAAACUACAUACUGUAGCUGUGUUAUUACUGCUCACGGUCAUAAUAUGUCAAAGACAGAACUAUUUCACACUUUCUUCCCUCCAUGAUAUAAAUCUCCAACUGUAAUUUACAUGUACAUACUUUAUGUCCCUGUUUUAUAUAGAAAAAGACUAUACUAUACACAGAAUAUGCAGUAAUUGUUUUGAUCUAAAUCAUUGUUUUCUGAUGUAAAUUGUGUUUUAUUUAUUUCUCAAUGUAUAUUCAGAAAGAAUAUUGUCUUAAGCUGGAGAUUUCAUGAAAGAUCAUGAUGACGGUUAAGAUUUGAACGUUAUCCUACUUCCUUCUGUGUUACACUUCACUAAACAAAACUUUUUCACUCAAGACUUUUGGUUUAAGUGGCUGGAUUUUUUUUCAUCAAGUGGAACUAAAUUCAGUGUUAUAUUUUAGGGCAUGUUAACGUGUUACAAUGUGCUGGUAUCCACUCUAGAUUGACUGUAAAGCAUUAAAGAUCAAAGUUCAA
Nothobranchius furzeri (turquoise killifish) is the source of this 1358-nucleotide messenger RNA. RefSeq names its product NFU1 iron-sulfur cluster scaffold homolog, mitochondrial. Gene Ontology annotation, molecular function: iron ion binding; 4 iron, 4 sulfur cluster binding. Gene Ontology annotation, biological process: iron-sulfur cluster assembly. Gene Ontology annotation, cellular component: mitochondrion. The record is from RefSeq and is a predicted model, not a curated record. NCBI's taxonomy places the organism in Eukaryota, Metazoa, Chordata, Actinopteri, Cyprinodontiformes, Nothobranchiidae.